Populus nigra (black poplar) is the source of this 1716-nucleotide messenger RNA. Its product is annotated as F-box protein At5g07610-like. The record is from RefSeq and is a predicted model, not a curated record. Gene Ontology annotation, molecular function: protein binding. Bases 60 to 1355 code for a protein of 431 amino acids. The transcript has a single exon. NCBI's taxonomy places the organism in Eukaryota, Viridiplantae, Streptophyta, Magnoliopsida, Malpighiales, Salicaceae.
GAAAAUCAAGGUUUAGACAGUUCACGACAUCUUAGAAUCAGGAGAAAGAAAUAGGAAGAAUGAUUCCCUCUUCUCCAAGCCAUUUAGAAGUCUCCUUUAACUCACCAAAGAAGAAGAAAUCAUCGCCUGUUGAUGUUGUCCUUGGCAAUGAUGACUUUGUCGGCGAGAUUUUGUUACAUUUGCCUGUAAAAACUGUCCUGAAACUCAAGCUAAUCUCCAAGAGAUGGCUAUCUAUAAUCUCCCAUCCCAGUUUCGCUAUCCGCCAUACCUACUUCAACCCUCACACCAUUUCUGGUCUCCUCCUCAAUGUAGCAUACCAUUUCAAGAAACCAAGUAGUUACCUAUAUGUUUCUAUUGAUGGGAAAUCAGUAGUUAAUGUUUCCUCCGAUUUUCUUCGUUUCGAUCCUGAUAAACCCGGAAGUACUUAUGUUUCUCAGUCCUGCAAUGGCUUGCUUUUGUGCUCUAAAAGGAUGCGGUAUUCUGCUGAGAGAACUAAACCAACGUAUUAUUAUGUAUUCAAUCCUACAACAAGGCAGUUUGUGGAGCUCACUCUACCAUCUGGCGAUGGAAUUCGUUCCAAUCGAAUUCAAUUGGUGUUUGAUCCUUCAAAAUCACCUUACUACAAGGUUCUUUGUAUUCACUACUUUAAAUCAUUGCUUGAGAUCCAUGUCUACUCAUCUGAGACCAAGAUUUGGAAGCUUUCUCUAAAGCAAGAAAAUUUUGAUUCUUCGAGCGUGAACUUGAACAAUGGUGUCUUUUGGAAUGGUGCUAUUCACUGGAUUAGUCGUAUGGGAAAUGGGUUCUGUUUCUUGCUUGAUAAGGAAUGUCUUCAAGCAUUGCCAAGCCCUCCACUUCCUGAGUCUUGGGAAACCAACAACUUCAGGUAUUUUGGGGAGUCUGGUGGGCAAUUGCACUUUAUUGGGUUAUUGACUGGAGAACAAAAAGCUGAUAUUAUAGGUGUGAAUGCCUCUCCUGAGAUGCCUGAUGACAAAAUGACAAGCAGCAGCAGUUCCAAUAUUGACUCUCAAUACGUUGUUGUUUAUGCCAUGGAGAAGGGGUGUUCAAAAUGGUUUGUGAAGUACUAUCUAGAUGUGAAUGCCAUCGUAAUGGCAUAUCCAGAGAUCACUGAUCAGGACCCUUCAGUCUCACCAUGUUUCGUGAGUGGAUCCAUUUAUGUAUCUUCUUUUAUUGAGGAAAACGAUGAAGAAGGGCCAUUGCUGGUGAUCAACAUGCCUGGUGAGAUCAUAUCUUACAGCUUCAAGCACAAAGCAUUCGAGAAGCUAUUUAGUUUUCAUCCUUGCACGCAUUACAGCUGCUAUGCUCUCAAGUUUACGGAGACUUUGUCCUUGGUCUAAUUGAUGCUAUGUGUGUUAGCUAUACGAUCAGCUGUUUCUUCUAUGCUUGCUUGCUGACAAAAACUAACCAAGACACAGAAAAUGCUUGUAAUUGCUUUGAUUUAAAACCAUAACCAUGAUUAAGUACCGUUGCAUCAUUGCACUUGAUCUUCAUGGUGUAUUCUCUACAAACGAAAGGGAAGUGGACUGAUAUUUGUUUCCUUUCUUUCUAAACUCAAAAUAAACAUCUGCGACAUUAACAAUUUCACCAUGUUUUGUGCAAAGAUCCAUUUAUGUAUCUUCUUUGAUUGAGGGAAACAAUGAAGAAGGGCCAGUGCUGGUGAUAAGCAUGGCUGGUUGUGGGCACUUGUUUCUGAUAGAA